Molecule: messenger RNA, 513 nt
Organism: Toxotes jaculatrix (banded archerfish)
Lineage: Eukaryota; Metazoa; Chordata; Actinopteri; Toxotidae
Gene: nrn1la
Product: neuritin 1-like a
Exons: 4
Coding region: 1-513 (170 amino acids)
Biological process (GO): nervous system development; neuron projection extension
Cellular component (GO): plasma membrane
Source: RefSeq, a predicted model, not a curated record
AUGGAGGUCCAUCAAUCUCAUUCAAGAUUCUUGACAUUUUUUGUUUGUUUGUUUCUGUUCCUCAUGCUGAGCCCGUGCCCUUUGGCUGCCGCUUCAGCCAGAAGGUGUCACUCCAUCUAUAAGGGUUUCGCCCAGUGUCUGAUGGCUCUGGGUGACAGUCUGACAGACAGCGCCCGCAAGGACGAGGACACGCACGAGAUACACUCCAUCUGCAGGUCGUGGGACGAGUUCCAUGACUGUGCUAAUGUGGCCAUGGCUGGCUGUCCAGAGGAAGCAGCAGCUGUCUGGGAGUCUCUCCGCCAGGAAUCCAAAAAGAUGCAGUUCUCCGGAAACCUCUACGACAUGUGCUCCAACCGAAACAACCACCCUGUCGCCUCAGUCACGCCACACGGAUCAUCCAACCAGGAAGAGAUCAACCAGGAGUCACUAAGAGGACACGCCAGCACUCCGGCAGGCUGCUUCCACUUUCUCAUGCUACUGUCUCCUCUGCUGCUGUUGUUGUUUUGGAUAUAA